GGCGGCAUUGUGGGAUAGUGUUAGAGGCGAGCGGAUGGUGAAAGGCGGCCCUGGCGAAAUGGCGGACGUUCAUAGCCAGGAGGAAGAGGCGGACUGGCGCCGGAAUGAGCGACUGACGGCUACCUUGGAGGAAGAUCAGGAAGCUGCAGAUUCUUCUGAAAAAAGUGGAAAUGAAGAGAAUGGGGAAGUGUCGGAUGAAAAUCGAGAUCCAAAUACAGCCGCAAGCAAAUCCAUUAAACACAAGAAAAAGAAACACAAGCAUCGGAGUAAACACAAGAAGCAUAAGCAUUCUUCAGAAGAUGACAAGGAGCGAAAACAUAAGCACAAACACAAGCAUAAAAAGCAUAAAAGGAAAGAGAGUGAAGGCUUUGAGAAGGAUGGUGAUCACACAAUAAAAAGACCUAAAUUAGAUGAUUAUGCUCUUUUGGAGGACUUAGAAAAACAAAGGGCAAUGAUAAAAGCCGAAUUGGACAGUGAACUAAUGGGAGGGAAGGUUCAGUCUGGCAUGGGUUUAAUUCUGCAGGGUUAUGUUUCUGACUCUGAGGAAGAGGGGGAAAUCCACGAGAAGACUCGGAAUGGUGAAAGAGUUGCAUCCAAUCGUGACGUUUCUGAAAUCUUGCCUGUUAGGGACAACAAAGUUAAACGAGAGCCCAUAGAAUCCAAGCCUGUUUCAAAGAGACGAAGUAAAAGUAGAUCAAAAGACAGGACUAAACAUACCAAAUCUGAGAAAAAGAAAAAUAGGCUGAGUUCGGAACACAAAAAAGAGAAAGAGAAAACAAGAAGUAAAUCACACGAGCGAAAGCGUUCAAGGAGUCCCAUCAAAAGCAGUAAGCCUGGAGAAAAACCAAGGUCUCCAACAUCUGUGAAAAGACGAUCUCAAGAAAAGAGUAAAAAAUCAACUCCAGCUGAAGAUGGGACAAAGUCAAAGGAUCGCAAGAAUGUAACAAAUGAAAGCAAAACAAAGGAACGGAAUAAAAAAUCAAAAUCUCCUCCAGUGAAAAGGAGCAAGUCAGGAGAGAGAAGUCAGAGAUCCAAGUCCAAAGACCGUGAAAAGAGAUCUAGAAAAUCUGAGAUGGAGAGGGAAAAAAAGUCUCUGAAGUCUCCAUCCAAGGAUGUUCCUUCUGGGAAGGAGAAUCGAUCACCACUCAAGAAACAUGCACUUUCUCCCAAAAGGAAAAGCCUUUCUCCAAAACAACAUAGAGAAAAGUCAUCCAAACAUAGCCGAUCACCCAUUAUUAAUGAUCGUGCGCCUAAAAAGAGUCAGUCUCCUUCACGGAAUAUGUCCCCACCAAGAAGAGCUAAAAGUAGAUCUAUAGAACAGAGGCGGAGGGAGAGUGAACGAACAAGAGCUUUGUCUCCAAGAACAAGGUCACGAGAUGAACCAGCAAGUAGACUAGAGCGAUCCAGAGAUGUAAGCUCCUGUCGGCGGUCUCCAGCACGGAGAAGAGCCAGCAGAUCUCCUAUCCGGAGGAGAUCUCGUUCACUCCUCAGACGAAGUCGAUCUCCAAGGAGACGAAGUCGAUCAAGGAGGAGGUCUCUGGAGAGAGACUGGAAUCGAAGAAGCAGAUCUCGCAGAAGGCGAUCGAGGUCACGAGAUCGACGCAGACGUAGAAGUGGAAGCAGGGACAAAGAAGACAAAUUUAAAGGAAGUCUUUCUGAAGGAAUGAAAGUUGAACAAGAAUCCUCUGACGAAAAUCUUGAGGAUUUUGAUGUAGAGGAGGAAGACGAAGAAGCCGUUAUCCAACAAAGGCGUGAACAGAGACUGGCAAUUGUUCAGAAAUAUAGAAACCCAAAUGAAGACAGCAACAUGUCUGGAUUGUCUGAACCAAACAGUCCUCAGAGCAGCACUAGAAGCCGCUCUCCUUCUCCUGAUGACAUUUUUGAGCGAGCUGCAGCUGAUGUCAAGGAGUACGAAAGGGAGAAUGUUGAUACCUUUGAGGCUUCUGUGAAUGCUAAACGCAACCUCAUGGCACUAGAGCAAAAAGAAGGAGCUACUUUGAAAAAGCCAACGGUUCCAGAUAUGUUUACUGAAUCUGAUGACAUGUUUGCUGCUUACUUUGAUAGUGCUCAUCUGAGAGCUGCUGGGUUUGGAAAGGAUUUCAAAGAAAAUCCCAAUCUCAGGGAUAACUGGACUGAUGCAGAAGGCUACUAUCGUGUAAAUAUUGGGGAAGUUCUUGAUAAACGUUACAGUGUAUAUGGCUACACUGGUCAAGGAGUUUUCAGUAAUGUCGUACGUGCCAGAGACAUGGCAAGAGCUAGCCAGGAGGUGGCAGUCAAAAUCAUCAGGAACAAUGAACUCAUGCAAAAGACUGGUUUGAAGGAGCUAGAGUUCCUGAAGAAGUUGAAUGAUGCAGAUCCUGAUGAUAAGUUCCAUUGCCUGAGACUUUUUAGACACUUCUACCACAAGCAACAUCUUUGCUUGGUCUUUGAGCCUUUGAGUAUGAACUUACGUGAAGUGUUGAAAAAAUAUGGGAAGGAUGUUGGCCUUCAUAUAAAGGCUGUAAGAUCAUACAGUCAGCAGCUUUUCCUAGCUCUGAAACUAUUGAAGAGAUGUAACAUCCUUCAUGCUGAUAUCAAACCUGACAACAUUUUGGUAAAUGAAUCCAAAACCAUCCUGAAGCUGUGUGACUUUGGCUCAGCUUCACAUGUAGCUGAUAACGAUAUAACGCCAUACCUCGUCAGCAGAUUUUACCGAGCCCCUGAAAUUAUUAUUGGGAAGGUUUAUGAUUACGCCAUAGACUUGUGGUCCGUUGGUUGCACGCUUUAUGAACUUUACACAGGAAAAAUUCUAUUUCCUGGCAAAACUAAUAAUCAUAUGCUGAAACUUAUGAUGGACCUAAAGGGCAAAAUGCCAAAUAAGAUGAUUAGAAAAGGUGUUUUCAAGGACCAACACUUCGAUCAGAAUCUGAACUUCAUGUACAUUGAAGUGGAUAAAGUGACAGAAAGGGAGAAAGUCACUGUUAUGAGCACUAUUAACUCUACUAAGGACCUGUUGUCUGACAUGAUUGGUUGUCAGCGUUUGCCAGAAGACCAGCGUAAAAAAGUUCACCAGCUCAAAGACUUGCUGGAGCAGAUUCUUAUGUUAGACCCAGCUAAACGUGUCAGCAUUAACCAGGCACUGCAACACCCAUUCAUUCAGGAGAAGAUUUAAUCGGAGGAUUUAACGGGUUUGAGCAAUUAAACAAAGACUGGAAAAGUCAGAAAAGUAUUUUAGUAUAUGUGAAACACGAUGUUUACCAUGAAAUAUGCAUGAAGUUAAGUUAAAAGAGAAAUGUUAUUUCUAGUAGGAAUAUGAGUCACUGUAAAUAUAAUGAUUUGUUUUUUCCAAAUGUUUUCUUCAUACUUUCACUGUAGUUUUGUUGAAUUGUUUUAACAGCUAAGGCUGCACACAAACUGUUUAUAAAGAAAAGUUAUUUUAAGAUCUUGUAAGCACUGGUGUUUUUGGAGAAGAAUUUUGGCUGCAGUUCUUCAAAAUACACCUUUUUUGUUUUUGUGCAGGCUUAGCCCAUCCUUGUCUGUGUAACAAUGGCCGAGGUAAAAUGAUGUUUAUAUUCACAUUUUCCUAGGUGUGUGUACGCAGGCCAGCAUGCCCUUGGUGUACUCAGUGCCGAAGGGGUCUGUCCCUACCUGUGCCUGCUCGCAGGGAUGGUCACAUCAUUUAAAGCAGGUUGUGUACCACUUUCAGUACACUGAAGGUAAGCUAAACCAUCAACAUUACUGGUGUAUUAGCAUUCAUUGUCACAAAUAGACACAGCUCAUGAAUGGGAAGUAUUAGCAUCAUGGCGGAAUGCCUUGCAUGCUGGCGAAUGUGAUGAUAUUAACUAGCUUGUGAAUUUGCUAAUGUAGUGCUGAAACUAUGCCAAUUUAUAGACUUCAGUGCAGGCAAGCUUGAUGAUAUAGCACCUUCAGUGUACUGUUUUUCACCAUUUGACACUGUUAUAGAAUUGUGGUAGAAAUUUGUCAAUGCCAUAAAAUUCUGUUUUAGUAAAUCUGUACCUAUAGUCCAUUAAUAAACAGAAACAGUUUCAUUUAGUCAUUGAAAUGGAAAAAAAUUGGGAUUUUAUAUUUCUUUGUAGAUGGCUAAAAUAUGACACGCUGAAUUUUUAAAAAUUAAAGUUAAGAAAUUGUUUUACAGUAAGAAUUUCCUUUGCUACGUUAUGUGCAUUGGUUUCAUUAUUUGUGAUCAUGUUGUCUCUCAAUACAGGCAUACAUAACCUUCCACUCUUGAGCAAAGAAGCUGCUUUUUAAAGCGGUAAUUGCUUCUUUACCUUUUUUCUUUUGUACAUUUAAUUUGGCAUUUAGUUUUUUUUUUAAGAUGAGUUGUGAUGACUUUGAAUUGUAGCUCUGCACUUAGCCCCUUCACUGGCGCAAGUCAACAUUGGCUUCAGACUGACCGGAUUUGUGAACCCUUGGGUUUCUGAUUGCAUGGUAGUUUGUUUUGGAUUCAGUAAGCCAUUGUGCUUCUGGGGGCAAUUCAUUCCUAAAAUGGGCAUAAACGUUUGUUAUCUCUUUUAUGAAAUCAACCCACAAAGAAAUGGAACCUUUUAAUGGCUAGUGGAUCAGAGCUUAGUGUUGUACAAAUGCCUUCUUACACUUAAUGACCAGUGAAGGAGCUAAAAUAAUUGCACAAUGCCUUUGCUUAUAUAUAGAAAAGGUAAGUUGGGGCAUUUUGUCAGACAGCAGCACACUCCUCCCACACCUAAAGUUGCCCAUGCAGAAUACUGAAUGAUUUUGGUUGUGCAUUUAUAAAUACAUCGGUAAAUAAAGUGUUCAUUUUGAACAAGCAUUAUAGCCAUUUCGCAGUGGUCCAAACGUGCAGUCAAGUCUCUCUACAAAUAUAAAACUACAGUGGUGACUUGCUGAUCUGAUCUGUUUUUUUAAUUUUAUUUUAUUAUCCCAAUUGUCUUCGUAUGAGAUGUUUAACGAGCGUCAUUUUCUAUGUAAAUGUGACAUUUUUAUCCAACUACCUUUUUGUACAAAGUAAAAAAAGUAAGAUUAUCAAGUCACAAAUCAAUGCACUCAACGUAAAUUGCCUUUAGUUGCUGUAAGCCUUUCACUUACUAUUUCAAAAAAAAAUAAAAACUGGUUUUAAAAAAAGGAUUUAUGCAAAGGAGUAGUUGAUCAGUUUUCUAGUGUCUCUUCUUCACUAAGUUCAGUUAAUGUUAUAACUUACUGUGGAAGUAACAGUUAAAAGUGGAUGUUGCAUAUUGGAAAUCAGUGUCUCAGUAAUGCCAGUUAAAGGUCACCACAAUUCACAAAGCUGUUUGGAAGUCUGAUCCAGUUAUCCUGUUACUGCAAAAUAACUAAUGUUUUGUACUGUUUUCUUACUUCCCUUCGAUGGUGCUGAGAGAGAAAGGAAAGCAAGUUAUGUUGCUAUGCUGGGAGGCAACAGGCCACGCCGCCUAUUCCAUGGGCCUACUUUGAAUGAGACACCUCCUUCACCUUCUCCACAAGGUCAUUUCUGACGGCAUGCCUAGAUAAGCAUUUCAUACCAGAUGAAAAGUGCAUUUCUUGCAACUAUUAUCUUUAAAGAAAUUUUUUGAAUAGCUGACACUUCUAAGGAUUCUUUGCUUUGCUGCAGUUGAAUUGUGAUGUAUGUAAAAAAAAAUGUAAAAUUUUAAGUUUGUGAGCAUCAGACUUGAGGUGUUUAUUCAAGAAAAUUAUUUAAGUUCCUUAUUGUUAUGCAGAAUUUUUUCACAGGCUUUUUUUUUUAAAAAUCACAGCAAAACUUUAAGGGAUCAAGGUGUUUCUUUACUUGUUCUCUGUCUCUUAGGUGCACCCUGAUGGGAGACGAUGCAUGUUGCAAGAAAAUGAAGACUGAAUUAAGGUUUCUGUCCCCUAAAGACAACACUUACAGUGACUUUAAGUAACUGGAAUAUCACUGUUUACUGGUGAUUUCUCAAUUAAAGUAGUGUCUUCGGAGUCCUUCAGUGCUAAAUUUCAGCUGACAAGGACCACUAUUUUAUCUUUUAUUGUUACCCUUCAAGUGAAAGAUUGACAAAUUAUUUACAGGUUUAAAUGAAUCGUGCAGACUUUAAAUUGAAUUUAGCUCUUAGGUAGUUCCUUUGACAAAGAAUGCUACUGCAAGCCUGGUCUACAGUUGCCUUUUAAUAUCAAGGAGCCUGACAUUUAGAUCUUUACCAAUGAUUAAUGAUUUCAGAAACCAAAGUACUCCUUAUUAGUGUUGCCUUUUAUUGGGAAGGAAAUGAUUUACUUCAAGUUUAGUAAGAUUUUUAGAAGUUAAAAUUCUGUAAGCCCAACUUUAACAUUGCAUGCAAUGUCUAGUAAAUUUUGGCUUAAGACUUCUGUAUUCUGACGAAUAUGGCAUCACUAGUGAUAUUCUUUUUGCAGGAUCUUUUUAGGUCUAUAUAAAAACUUUUUAGUGUACAUCAGAAUUGAUACAGCAGUUAAUCCACAUUUCAAUUAUCAUUCUGAAUGACCUAGUUAAAAUUAUGUCAGAGUAUCCAGUUUUGACCCCCAUUUCUCAUUGACCAGUUAAAUAUUUACUAUAAGCACUUUUUGGUACAGGGAAUUUAUUAUAACCAAGCUGUGUUGCAAGUUGAGGGGUGAUUCAUAAGUAAACUUGUUUAAUGUUUGAAUCAUGUAAUACUAUUUUCUUAUUCUGUGUUUUAUUUCAUAGGUAGGGAUCACAAAUGUAAAAUGCCUAUUCCUGCGAACGAUGAUUCAUUAUCUUAGCUUCAACACAAGUUACUGACAGCAAAGAAUUCUUCAGUAUUGAAUGAAAGUGAAGACGCUGGUUUCACAGCUUAUUUUUCAAUACGGUUAUGCAUAAGAGUAUAAUUGUAUUGCUGUAUGUUGAAAUAUUCACUUUAAAUUGCAGAAAUGUGUAUGUAUUGCAAGAAUUCACCUGUUUUACUAAUCUUGGGAAACUGAUCAUUUUAAAACACCAACAAGCCCCAAGAAAUCUUAAACUUGACAUCUUGGUGGUGAACAUGAAUGCCCAUUUCUAGGUGUUGAAACCAAAGUAAUGUGUGCAUUUUGUAUUGUCUAACUGGAAUAUUGUAAAUUUAACAUUUUAGCAACACAGUAUUUUGUUAAUUGCUUUGAGUCGGUUUCAUUAAAAGAAUUUGGUAUCAAA
Rhincodon typus (whale shark) is the source of this 7099-nucleotide messenger RNA. It is a transcript of the gene prpf4bb, whose product is annotated as pre-mRNA processing factor 4Bb. The coding region runs from base 35 to 3151 and encodes 1038 amino acids. Gene Ontology annotation, molecular function: ATP binding; protein serine/threonine kinase activity. The record is from RefSeq and is a predicted model, not a curated record. The transcript has 15 exons. NCBI's taxonomy places the organism in Eukaryota, Metazoa, Chordata, Chondrichthyes, Orectolobiformes, Rhincodontidae. Gene Ontology annotation, biological process: peptidyl-serine phosphorylation; peptidyl-threonine phosphorylation; mRNA cis splicing, via spliceosome.